Molecule: messenger RNA, 597 nt
Organism: Plenodomus lingam JN3
Lineage: Eukaryota; Fungi; Ascomycota; Dothideomycetes; Pleosporales; Leptosphaeriaceae
Source: RefSeq, a predicted model, not a curated record
AUGGCGAAGAGUGCACGAGCAAGCAGCAAAAAAGCCAACCACACCAAGCUGCGCGCCCGCGUCUUUGGGCCCGCCGAGAAAGCCCGCGCCGAGCGCAUCCACGCAAAGCUCCUCGAGACCAUCAACCAGCCCAAGCCCGAAAAGACGGCCAUGGAUGUCGACGAGACAUCCACUACGGAAGCAAAGGACGAGGAGGACUUGCCAAAAGGUUCGUCUUUUCUAACUGCUGCCUCCAUACCUCGCUCCCUGUCCGACACCAACACCACCAACACCACUGCCGCCAAGCGUGUUGAUGCUGCACAAGAAGACCGUGAACUGCGGAAUCUGUGCUUCCAUCUCGGGCUCUGCUCCGAUAUCGUUGGCUUCGACCAUGCCGGCCGUCUUCAGCUCGCCUUUGACCCGCUUCCACCACACUGGUUGAUCGACGGUUCCGUUUCGGCCACCGCCGCCAAGAAGCUGCGCAAGAACAAGGACAAGAGCCAGACUCGGAAGCAGCUGCGUAGAAAGCCCCAGAACAGGGUCACUUUCCCUACCUCGCGUGGCAAGGGCGCCUUGAAGCCUUACAACGGAUCGCGUGUUGGUAAGAAGAGGACAUGA